UGACCCUGAGGGCAAAUGAGGCCAGGGACAGGUCAGGUGGGCUCUGAGGCCCCCUGGGGGCAGAGACCUGGCCCCAAGUCAUGCUGGCCCCUGCUGCUGCUGGGCUUGGCUGUGGUUGCCCAGGGCCGGCUGCCCCCGACGACAGUAGCCCCACCGAACAGCACCCCAGAGCCCAGAGCCCCAGCAGGAAGCAGCUCUCGGAGCCUGUGGGACAGGUUCCUAUUCUGGCCUGGGCCCCAUGGAGCAGGCCCCAGGUGCUGGCCCGGUGGGUUUUGGCCCGAAACUCAGUCACCCUGGUAUGUUUUCAGUGACGGAACCCAGCUCACCGUCCUAGGUCAGCCCAAGUCUACACCCUCAGUCACACUCUUCCGGACAUUCUCUGAGAUCACGGACGACAAGGCCACCCUGGUGUGCCUCAUCAGUGACUUCUACCCCAGCAGCGUGACGGUGGCCUGGAAGGCAGACGGCAGCCCCGUCACCCAGGGCGUGGAGACCACCAAGCCCUCCAAACAGAGCAACAACAAGUACGUGGCCAGCAGCUACCUGAGCCUGUCGCCUGACAAGUGGAAAUCUCACAGCAGCUUCAGCUGCCUGGUCACGCACGAGGGCAAAACCGUGGAGAAGAAGGUGGUCCCCUCACAGUGCUCUUAGGUCCCCGACACCCUCCCCCACCCAGCGGGGCCUGGAGCCACAGGACCUCCAGGACGAUCUUCCCUCCCCGCAGGGUCAUCCCAGCCCUUCUCCCUGUAUCCAGUCAACACUCAAUAAAAUGCUCUUUAUUCAGUCAGAAA
This is a messenger RNA of Lutra lutra (Eurasian river otter), 791 nucleotides long. RefSeq names its product immunoglobulin lambda like polypeptide 1 (gene IGLL1). Gene Ontology annotation, cellular component: MHC class II protein complex. NCBI's taxonomy places the organism in Eukaryota, Metazoa, Chordata, Mammalia, Carnivora, Mustelidae. Gene Ontology annotation, molecular function: MHC class II protein complex binding. Gene Ontology annotation, biological process: positive regulation of T cell activation; peptide antigen assembly with MHC class II protein complex; immunoglobulin production involved in immunoglobulin-mediated immune response. The record is from RefSeq and is a predicted model, not a curated record. The transcript is spliced from 3 exons. Bases 16 to 651 code for a protein of 211 amino acids.